AUGGCAACCUCACUACGGAAUAUUAUUGUUGUUGGUGGAUCGUUCGUUGGCCGUACGACAGCUCAGGAGCUCGCACGCAUCGUUCCUUCGACACACCGGCCUCGAUUUGCGAUUGUCCCAGGACAAGAACAUAAAGCUUUUAUUCCUUACAGCGGAAUCUUCAAAGAAUCGCCCUAUCCCUCCUCCCAUGGCGUAGUCCAGGCUCGCGUUUUGUCGGUCAAGCCUGCCCAUAUUGAGUUGGACCGUGAAUGGCAGGGCUCAAAAGUGAUUCCAUUUGACUACGUCGUUCUUGCGACUGGAACCCGUCUAUCCAAGCCUGCAGCUAUGGACGACGACGACAAGGCAUCAUCGGUCGACUAUCUGCAAAAGCAUCAAGCCGGCGUGAAAAGAUCCCAUUCGAUAUUAAUUGUCGGCGGUGGUGCUGUCGGUGUUCAAAUGGCCACCGAUCUGAAAGAAUAUUACCCAGAAAAGGAGGUCACUGUGGUGCAAUCCAGGCCGCGAGUGAUGCCGAGUUUCCACUCCGGACUCCAUGACCUAAUUAAGCAACGAUUCGACGAGCUGGGGAUUCGACUCAUCACUAGUUCUCGGGUUACUAUUCCACCGGGUGGGUUUCCCAACGACGGUAGCACCUUUGAAGUCCACCUCACCAACGGUACCACCGAGUCCACGCAAUUCGUCAUCUUAGCCACUGGACAAACCCCCAAUAGCCAACUAGUGACUGACUUGAAGUCCUCUCGCCUCGACGGCGAGGCGGUCAUCAAUCCGGAUAAUGGAUUUAUUCGUGUUAGACCGACGAUGCAGUUCUUAGAUGAGCAAUAUUCGAACAUGUUUGCAGUGGGUGAUAUUGCAGAUACCGGUGCCCAAAAGGCCGCUCGGCCAGGCUCGGCACAGGCGGCGGUUGUUGCGAAGAACAUCCAGGCUUUAAUUGAGGGCCGCGCUGCCGAGGAUACUUUUAAACACAAUGUGAUCUUCCGCAAUCCUAAUGCUGCAGAAAGUCAGACAGAACCUUGGAUCAACGUCAAGGAUGAUGGCCGAGAGGAUAUGAAUGUGGAAGCUAUGUGGGAGAGGCUGGGGAUCUCCGUUGAGGAUCCUCGUCAAUACCACCUAUGA
Penicillium griseofulvum is the source of this 1110-nucleotide messenger RNA. Its product is annotated as NAD(P)/FAD-dependent oxidoreductase. Bases 1 to 1110 code for a protein of 369 amino acids. Gene Ontology annotation, molecular function: flavin adenine dinucleotide binding; electron-transferring-flavoprotein dehydrogenase activity. The transcript has 5 exons. The record is from RefSeq and is a predicted model, not a curated record. NCBI's taxonomy places the organism in Eukaryota, Fungi, Ascomycota, Eurotiomycetes, Eurotiales, Aspergillaceae. Gene Ontology annotation, cellular component: cytoplasm.